GUAGGGCCUUCUGAGAAAUGGCACCUCUGAGCUUUUAUAAGGAUGGCUCCAGGAUCAGUCUCUGAGCAGCCAGCACAGGUUUCUCUCCUGUCUUUUGGACCCAGCCUUGCGUUUGGAGUGAGCUGGGCCUUGAUCAACAGUUAGAGUGCCUGCCACAGCUGCAGGGGCAGCAUAGUCUCAGCAAUUUGCCUAGAGCACUGUGUAUGGAGAAGAAGGAUGUGUGAUGCUUAGGAGAUGAUGACUGACCAUUUGUGUGGAGGCUGACCCUGACUUUUAACCAGGCUGUAGGAGGCCUCUAUUUUUCACAGGCUGUGGCUGAUCAGAGUGUGGCUGGAGUGAGGUGGAUGUUCGGAAGCCAGGCCUAGCCCCUGUGAGGACCCCCAAGAAUGGCAGACAAGGUGGUCUCACGGCAGGUGGCCCGCCUAGGCCGCACUGUUCGGCUACAGUGCCCGGUGGAGGGGGACCCACCACCAUUGACCAUGUGGACCAAAGAUGGCCGCACAAUCCACAGUGGCUGGAGUCGCUUCCGCGUGCUGCCCCAGGGGCUGAAGGUGAAGGAGGUGGAGGCCGAGGAUGCCGGUGUUUAUGUGUGCAAGGCCACCAACGGCUUUGGCAGCCUCAGCGUCAACUACACUCUCAUCAUUAUGGAUGAUGUCAAUCCAGGGAAGGAGAGCCCUGGGCCAGGUGGCUCUUCUGGGGGCCAGGAGGACCCAGCCAGCCAGCAGUGGGCACGGCCUCGCUUCACGCAGCCCUCCAAGAUGAGGCGCCGAGUGAUCGCACGGCCUGUAGGUAGCUCUGUGCGGCUCAAGUGUGUGGCCAGUGGGCACCCACGGCCAGACAUCAUGUGGAUGAAGGAUGACCAGACCUUGGCACGGCCAGAGGCCAGUGAGCAUAGGAAGAAGAAGUGGACGCUGAGCUUGAAGAACCUGAGGCCUGAAGACAGUGGCAAGUACACAUGUCGCGUCUCCAACCGGGCCGGUGCCAUCAAUGCCACCUACAAAGUGGAUGUAAUCCAGAGGACCCGCUCCAAGCCUGUGCUCACAGGGACACACCCUGUGAAUACAACAGUGGACUUUGGUGGGACAACGUCCUUCCAGUGCAAGGUUCGCAGUGAUGUGAAGCCUGUGAUCCAGUGGCUAAAGCGGGUGGAGUAUGGCUCUGAGGGUCGCCACAACUCCACUAUUGAUGUGGGUGGCCAGAAGUUUGUGGUAUUGCCCACGGGUGAUGUGUGGUCACGGCCUGAUGGCUCCUACCUCAACAAGCUGCUCAUCUCUCGGGCCCGCCAGGAUGACGCUGGCAUGUAUAUCUGCCUGGGUGCAAACACCAUGGGCUACAGUUUUCGUAGUGCCUUCCUCACUGUAUUACCAGACCCCAAACCUCCAGGGCCUCCUGUGGCUCCUUCAUCCUCAACCACAAGCCUGCCGUGGCCUGUGGUGAUCGGUAUCCCGGCUGGUGCUGUCUUCAUCCUUGGCACUGUGCUGCUCUGGCUUUGCCAGGCCAAGAAGAAGCCAUGUGCCCCUGCACCUACGCUCCCUGUGCCUGGGCAUCGUCCCCCAGGGGCAUCCCGAGACCGCAGUGGGGACAAAGACCUGUCCUCAUUAGCUGUGGGCCUGUGUGAGGAGCAUGGAGCCACCAUGCCCCCCCAGCACAUCCUGGCCUCUGGCUCAGCUGCUGGCCCCAAGCUGUACCCCAAGCUGUACACAGAUGUGCACACACACACGCACACACACACAUGCACACACACUCUCUCAUGCGGAGGGCAAGGUUCACCAGCACCAGCAUGUCCACUAUCAGUGCUAAAUGCAGCAAAUCUCCAAGCACUGUGCCCUGAAGUAGGCAUAUGGGGGCCAAGACAACAGGUUGGGAGGAUUGAAAGCAAUGGAGGAAGAAUAUCCUAGGGCCCUGUGGUAGGCGCUCACAUAUUUGGCCAUAUAGAUGUAUGUACUGCCAGAUGAACACACACCCAGCCAAACCCACAAACAAACAUUUACAAAUGCGAAUGUGUGCUCAUGUGCACGCACAACCUGAGAAGCCUUCAGGAGGAUUUGUUGUGUGCCUUUGCAGUGACAUGUAGUGAUGGCUAGUUGAAGGAAUCUCCCUCAUGUCUUAGUGGUCAUGGCUACUCCCCCACCUCUGACCACCUGUGUCCCUGCCUGGCCUUGGUGGCUACUUUUGCCUCUGUGUAUGCUGGGUGUCCAGGAGUCUACUAGCAACCUAGGUGGGGUGAGCAGUGUGACCAUGCCUGGAGGUUUGAGCCACCCUCCCUUUGCUAGAGAGAAGGGCCUCGAUAUUUAUAUUUAAGAAGUAAAAUAAUAUUAAUAAUGAUGUAAGGAUGGCUGGGACACAGGAACUCUGGCCUGCCCUGGGGCCUGGGACCUGCCUGACCUUGUGGUUACAUUGGGUAUCCUCACUGUCCAUGGCUGCCUGGCCUCUGUAAUUUUAUAUAGAGUUUGGGCUGAAGCCUCGUAUAUUUAAUUUAUUUUGUUAAACAAGAAAGUGCCUCUUUUUUUUCA
Molecule: messenger RNA, 2513 nt
Organism: Peromyscus leucopus (white-footed mouse)
Lineage: Eukaryota; Metazoa; Chordata; Mammalia; Rodentia; Cricetidae
Gene: Fgfrl1
Product: fibroblast growth factor receptor like 1
Exons: 6
Coding region: 387-1898 (503 amino acids)
Cellular component (GO): plasma membrane
Molecular function (GO): fibroblast growth factor receptor activity; fibroblast growth factor binding
Source: RefSeq, a predicted model, not a curated record